Messenger RNA from Pangasianodon hypophthalmus (striped catfish), 3734 nucleotides. RefSeq names its product wingless-type MMTV integration site family, member 16 (gene wnt16). Gene Ontology annotation, biological process: cell fate commitment; canonical Wnt signaling pathway; multicellular organism development. The transcript has 4 exons. Gene Ontology annotation, molecular function: frizzled binding; cytokine activity. The record is from RefSeq and is a predicted model, not a curated record. Bases 491 to 1564 code for a protein of 357 amino acids. Gene Ontology annotation, cellular component: extracellular region. Lineage: Eukaryota; Metazoa; Chordata; Actinopteri; Siluriformes; Pangasiidae.
UUUCUGCGCCAUGAUUGCAGGACUUAAUUUCUUUUCUUUUUCUCUUAAAGUGAAAGACACAUGUUAAUAAGUUUAUCAGUCAAGUGAUCGCGUUUUCUCUUUCUGGAGGCGCAGUAAAAGGCGCUUCACUCUGACUGCAUGCCGUGACAAGCGGGUUUAACCCCUGCCGACCAAUCAGCGCACAGGAUCAGAGCGUCUUAUGAAUAUUCAUAUAUCUUUUGUCCAAUCAGGAAGCGGCAGCGCGCGGCAGAAGAAAAAAAAAAAGUUCAAAGCGCUUUGAGGCGCAGGAGCGUGUAUAUCUGUGCACGCGCCUGCCGGAGGAGCCAGGAUCUGACAGCUGCUGGAUUGCAUGGAUGAGUGCGACAUUAAAAAAAAAAAAUAAUAAAAAAAUCUCACCAAGAUAAAGGAUUACUGAUGUGAUAUGUGAUGGAGCUGUGACGGCUAGGAGUUGCUCCAUGGAGCUGCAGUCGUCCUGUUAAAUGAGGCGGUCAUGGAGAAGAGCAGCAGCUGGGGAUUACAUUUAUUCGAGCUUUUCUUCCUCGUCUUGCUCUCGGGUUACCCGCUAUGCUGUCAGGGAAGCUGGAUGUGGCUGGGCAUCACGUCUGUAGGAGUAGUGGAGAAGAUGGGCUGCUCUAAUUUGCCUCUGUCCAGCAAGCAGAAGGACGUGUGUAAGCGGAAGCCCUACCUGCUGCCCAGCAUUAAAGACGGAGCGCGCCUGGGCAUCGCGGAGUGUCAGUCCCAGUUCAGGCAUGAGCGCUGGAACUGCAGCACCAGCAAACAGCCGGCUGUGUUCGGCUACGAGCUCACCAGCGGAACGAAAGAGACAGCGUUCAUCUAUGCUAUCAUGGCGGCAGGGCUGGUCCACUCAGUCACCCGGUCCUGCAGUGCGGGGAACAUGACCGAGUGCUCGUGUGACACCACGCUUACAGGCAGCGGCUCACAAACCGAGGUCUGGCACUGGGGCGGCUGCUCGGAUGACAUCGCCUACGGGAUGUGGUUCAGCCGUCGUUUUAUUGACCAUGCAACAAAGAACGCUUCUGCGCACGGAGAUGAGGCCCUGCUCAUUAUGAACCAGCACAACAGCGAGGCAGGGAGACAGGCUGUAGCCAAGACAAUGUGGACGGACUGCCGCUGUCAUGGCGUCUCAGGCUCCUGUGCUGUAAAGACAUGCUGGAAGACCAUGGCAUCCUUUGAGCGUGUAGGCAACUACCUAAAGGACCGCUAUGAGAAUAGCAUACAGGUGCUAGACCGCACCAAGCGCAAGUUCCGUCGCAAGGAAAAGGAACAGAGGCACAUGCCCAUUGGCCGGGAGGAGCUCAUCUUCCUCAACAAGUCACCCAAUUACUGUGUGGAGGACCGGCGGCUGGGCGUGGCCGGGACUCGGGGGCGCCGCUGUAACCGCACUUCUGCUGGGCCGGAUGGCUGCAACCUGCUGUGCUGCGGACGGGGAUACAACACACACGUGGUGCGUCAUGUGGAGCGCUGCGAGUGCAAGUUCAUCUGGUGCUGCUACGUGCGCUGCAGACGUUGCGAGACCAUGAAUGACAUUCACACGUGCAAAUAGAGGGACGAGCCAAGGACAGGGAGAUAUAAGGAAACAUGGAAAGAGGUGAAGUUUGACUGAGGAAAUGGAGAUGAUAUGGGUUCUACUUUUACCUCCUUCCCUGUACACCUUUGCAUUUCAUUUGUCUCAAAAGCUUUGUUCAGUGGCGCCUUCACAUGCUUGAGUAGCUGGAUGGAUUCUCAGGAAGCUGAUGAAGUAUUACCUGAGUACUGAGUGUUACUAUGAGAACUGAUGGCUGAAGUGGCUUUGUGAUAAAGGGAUAAUCUCAUCUUCUUGUAAUGAACGGUUUCCUUUAUAAGACUUGAUCAUAAACACAAAAAAGAGCAUGGACAACAUAACAAGCCAACUGAGAAUCCAAAGAAAAAACUCUGGGAUCCCAUGUGGAUUGGAUUCUAAAGUGGGAUCAAGUCUGGUCAAGUUCAGAUUAUGGUCAAUUAUGUUUGUUAAUAUUCACCUAGACAUUAAUUCAGCCUCGAAUUAUACUCUUAAAAUUGUUUAAAUUCUUCGAAUUGUUCUUAAAGGGAGCUCUUAAAGGUUUUAUGUGGAACGCUGCAACGGAGUGCUUAAUUAUCAUAGAGGCUAAAGAAUCAAAGGUACUAUGAAAAAUACUGCAACAUCAUGCUUAUGAUAACUUGUGAGUUUUGAGUAGUUUGAAAUGCUUAUAUGAUUGUAAAUAGUCUGCUAAAUGAUAUUACUUUUCCAAAGACAUACACUAUUAGUAUUUCUUGGAUAAUCCUUAAAGGUUCUAAGUAGAACUCUAGUAUGGAGGGUUUCCCUUUCAUAAACAGUUCCAUGUAGAGUCCCUUUAGAAAGCUAGAACAAUUAACAAUCCAAAGAACUAUUAAAGAACCUUUUUUCUAAGGUUAAUUUUUCCAUGCUUGAAAAAAAUUAAAUCCAGAACCCCUGAGUUCUUCAGGUUCUGGAGAAUGCUUUAAAAGUUCUAUGUGAACCCUGUAACAGAGAGUUUCCCUAGUAUAUCUGCCUUCAGAAAGCUAGAUCCAUUAACCAUCUAAACAACCACUUUAGAAAAAAAAGAUUCACAUCCAUCAUUGUAUAGGGUUUUUCUGUCUUCGUUCUAUGAGUUUACAGGUUUUAAGAGCUGUUUCACAGGGGGAUAUAACUAUUAACCAUCCAGACUUAUAGGGUUCUUCAGUCUUGUCCUUCUGGGUGAAACUUUAAUGGUUCUAUCUAAAACCCUCCAAUGGUGGGUCUUGCUUUCACAGAAGGUUCCAAGUAGAAGUGCCCUGGAGAGAUAGAACCAUCCAAACCAUCCAAACCAUUGAACGGUUAACCAUCCAAACAAGCAGAGCAGAACAAUCUUACAAAAAAAGUGUUAGUUGUUCCACCAUAUUAGUUUUUCAGUCUUGUAUUUCUGAGAGAACAUUUUAAAGUUCACUAGAACAAAUUGGUUCCCUUUCAGAAAAGGUUCCAAGUCAAUCACCUUUAGAAAUCUAGAACUGUUCAUGAUCCGAAGAACAUGUGACUAACGCUUUUUCUAAAAGUAUAGCAUUUUGCAUGUGGAGCUGGAUGUAGAACUGAAGUUCUCGCACAUUAAAUGAUGUCUUUAGACUCCAGCCUCAUUUGUAUAAUGACAUGUAAUAACUUUCUGAUGAUGCCUGUUCCUUUUGCCCCACUCCUUAGAAAGGGUUGUGUUUGUCCCUCUGAAAGAACCCUUAAAGGUUUUGUGUAAUACCCUACUUUUCAGAAAAGUUUGCAAGCCCAACACCAUCCAAACAACUCUUGAGGAACCCUUUUUAUAUAAAGAGUUUCCUUACCGUCUGUGCUCUUAGCCUUUUCCACAUGCUCUCUUUCUCUACAAGAAGUCCUGAUUUGUUAGAAGUCACAAACGUGUGCCAAAUACCACAGGUUUUUUCGUUUAAAAAACAGCCCUGAAAAGCUAACGCAAGUGACACUUUAGCGAAAGUGACACUUUGUUCGAGCUUCCUCAAGGCUCUUACUGAACACACUGGCAGCUGCUUAUUGUCUUACACAUUUGAAUGCACUUGUGAGGGAAUUUUGUCUGUGUCUGGUUUGUCGUAACUGCUUCAGCCAUUUUCUGUCAGGGAGCCUCGUGUCAAAAUGAAAUCGCUGUGUCGCUCAAGAGUAAAUGAGAAACUCGAACUCUGUGCAAACACUUUUCCACCUGCAAUCCAAUAAAUCAUUUAAUUUG